AUGGCUGUCUCAAACACCAUCACACUACACAUUGAUACUCCUUGGACAUUCUCUUCUCACUCGUGUACACUGCACAGAACAAGCUUGGAGCAAGCCCACGACUACCCAAACACCACAAGCCCCGCAAGAGAUUACAUGUUAGAUGAAGGGGCUUCCGACCUACCAACUAAAUCCGAUAUAGCGCCCCUUUGGGAUAGCAGUCGUGAACAUGAACAAAAGGAUAGUGCAGAAGGCUUCAAGCCUGAGGGCACAGAUGGGUGCUCUCUGUUGCAUUUGGUUGCACAAAGCAACACUCAAACCGCUAUUGACAGGCUUGGUGAACCUAUAACCUCCAUCACCUUUCUGUCAACUACCAGUGAGAUACCACAACAAACCUUCAUGUUCUCUGGCACUGUCACUGCAGCCCCCGUUUCUGCUCCUCUCCCGACAACAGCCCCGACAAACCCCAUAACAAGCGAGGGACCUGCUUUAUGUCCAUCUGUUAAGAUUAUUUUAAUUGGCAUUGCCUUACUCCUUUCUCUAGUAUAG
This is a messenger RNA of Aspergillus alliaceus, 528 nucleotides long. RefSeq lists its product as uncharacterized. The record is from RefSeq and is a predicted model, not a curated record. Bases 1 to 528 code for a protein of 175 amino acids. The transcript has 2 exons. NCBI's taxonomy places the organism in Eukaryota, Fungi, Ascomycota, Eurotiomycetes, Eurotiales, Aspergillaceae.